Mesoplodon densirostris (Blainville's beaked whale) is the source of this 732-nucleotide messenger RNA. Its product is annotated as centrosomal protein of 78 kDa-like. The transcript is spliced from 4 exons. Gene Ontology annotation, cellular component: centrosome. NCBI's taxonomy places the organism in Eukaryota, Metazoa, Chordata, Mammalia, Artiodactyla, Ziphiidae. The coding region runs from base 1 to 732 and encodes 243 amino acids. The record is from RefSeq and is a predicted model, not a curated record.
AUGAUCCUGGAUGAUGAAGGUGUUUUGGGCAGCAUUGAGAAUUCUUUUCAGAAGUUCCAUGCUUUCUUGGAUCUCCUUAAAGAUGCUGGGCUUGGGCAGCUGGCCACAAUGACUGGUAUAGAUCAGUCAGAUUUUCCUUUACUAUGUCGUCCCCAGAUGAAUUCUACUGUUAGUAGUCCACCUAAAGAAGAAAAGAAGGCACUUGAAGAAGGAAAGUCAGAAUCAAAACAGGGUGCCCCAGGACAAAUGCAAAAUAUCCAAUUUCAGAAAAGUACAGGUGAUGCUAGGAUUCCUUUGCCUCUCGACUCCUUCCGUGUCCCAGUGUCUACUCAGGUGGCAUUAGAAACUUCUAAAGACAACCUGGGGGUCCCAGUCACAGAGCAGCGGCAGGAGUCUUUUGAAGAUUUCAUUGCUAGAACAUGUUCUCCUUCAGCAGACGUCAUUUCUGGAACUGGAAGUCAAAGAAAAGAAGAGGAAUUAUCUAGAAAUAGCAAGUCUUCUUCAGAGAAAAUGAGCAAAGCAGGUGAAUAUACCAAAAAUUACUCUGCUAAGAAACAACCUGGGAAGGACUUGCAUUCCUGCUCUGACUCACCUGUAAAGCAGAAAAGCAAAGGAAUUGGGCAAAAUAAUUCUUUGGUUAAUAAACCAAUUAAAAUUAGGUCCCCAGUGACCUUAGAGCAGUUCAGUGAAGUGGUGGACAAAAAGCCAGAUGGCAAUAAAUUGAGGGUGUAG